GAAAAGGAGGCGGCGGGGGGGGGGAGAGACUCCGCCAGCGAGCGCAGAGCGCAACCCGGGCAGCCAACCCAGCGCGGCCUCUCCUGAGCUGCCUCCGCCGCCCGUCCCCGAGAAAAAAAGAAGGAGCUUGUGAGCAGCAGCUGCUGGCGGGCUCCCUCUUCCGCGCGCGCGCUCAUUCGCAGCAGCAGCAGCAGCCCUGCCUGGCUCGGCCCCGUCCUCGCUCCCCUUGACCUCCCUCCGCUGCGCGAGGAUGGGGAGCUUUCGCUAAGGUGCUGCCUCUUCUUGCAGCUCUCGGGAACGGGGUCGUGGCUGCUGCUGCUGUGCUGCAGGUCCGGUGGAGUAGAGACUCUCCCCCAAGAGAGCAACGUUGCGACAAGUGCCUGGCCCGCUUUCUUCUUCCUGCCCCUUGGCAACUCCCCCCUGGAGGGGGGGCCCACGCAGGCUAAGAGCCCCCCUCGGAUUAGAACCUGUUCAUCUGGACGGACUGACUGACAGGUGGGCGGAUGUUGGCUGCUGUACUGGUUUGAAGGACUAUGGCUCUGUGAUCUCAGUCUCCUGGCCUUUAGCAGAUCUUCAAAGGAAGCAUAGAUAGGAUGUGAAACUGGACUUCAGGUCUCUGCAAAACAUUUGCACUUGGUCCUGCUGCACUAACACUCCAGAGAGGCUAGCAAGGAAGCCGCAAUGCUCCCCGAAGUGACCCCGUUGCUGCUUCUGAUGGUCGGCAUCCCCACGGUGACUGGAGGGGGAACCGGAGGGGGCUAUGCGCAGAUCAAGUACAUGCAGCCUGUGGUGAAAGGGCCCCUUGGCCCUCCGUUCCGGGAAGGCAAAGGACAAUAUAUAGAUAUGCCACCACCGCUGCUGCCCAUGGACCUCAAAGGGGAGCCUGGGCCACAAGGGAAGCCUGGCCCAAGAGGACCUCCUGGCCCCCCUGGCUACCCUGGGAAACCAGGCACUGGAAAACCAGGACUUCAUGGCCAGCCGGGCCCUGCUGGCCCCCCCGGCUUCUCUGGCGUUGGCAAGCCAGGCAUCCCAGGGCUCCCUGGCAAGGCAGGGAUGAAAGGGAUGCCGGGGACGAAAGGAGAGCCUGGCAUGAGAGGAGACCAGGGGCCAAGAGGCUUGCCAGGCCCCCCAGGAUUGCCUGGACCAGCAGGCCUCUCUGUGAAUGGCAAACCGGGCCCAACGGGUGGUCCAGGUUUACCAGGGUUCCGUGGGGAGCCGGGCCCCAAAGGGGAGCCGGGCCCCCGGGGGGAGCGUGGCAUGAAGGGUGAAAAUGGAGUUGGGAAGCCAGGGCUGCCAGGACCGCGAGGGAACGGAGGGCCCCCUGGCCCUGCAGGGCCUCCGGGUAUUCUAGGCAUUGGGAAACCUGGACUGGAUGGGUUACCUGGCGCUCCAGGAGGGAAAGGGGACUCGGGGCCUCCCGGGGAGCCAGGCCUCAAUGGGCAGCCUGGGCCCAUGGGCCCACGCGGGCCACCAGGCAUUGACGGCAUUGGGGUGCCGGGGGUUGCUGGGGUGCCGGGCUUGCAAGGCCCUCUGGGUCCUAAGGGGGAACCUGGCAUCCGUGGCCUUCCUGGUAUGCCUGGGCCGACAGGCUACGGGAAGCCAGGGCUGCCGGGCUUGAAAGGAGACCGCGGGCAGCCAGGUGUACCAGGCCUCAUUGGUGACAAAGGGGAGCCAGGGAUCGAUGGAGAGCCAGGCGACAUGGGCCCCUCCGGCAUUCCUGGGCCCCCAGGCCCUCCUGGCUCCAUGGGCUUGCCAGGCAAACAUGGCAUUCCAGGCCCUAAAGGGGAGGCUGGGCAUAGCGGGCCUGCAGGUCUGCCAGGUAUGCGUGGGGACCAAGGGCCCAGUGGUUUUGUGGGGAAGCCAGGGAUUCCUGGGGAGAGGGGACUGCCUGGCCUACAGGGGAUGCCUGGCCCGAUGGGCCCCAAAGGGGAGCCUGGCAUCGUAGGGCUUCCUGGUGUGCCUGGACUCACUGGAGCCAUGGGCUCCAAAGGGGAUGCAGGUUUCCCGGGGCAGCCAGGCCUUAGAGGCUCCUCGGGGAUACCCGGUUUACAAGGCCCUUCUGGUCCAAUGGGGCCUCAAGGCUUACCAGGCCUAAAAGGGGAGCCUGGCCUCCCAGGCGCCCCGGGAGCUGGCAAAAUAGGGGAACCGGGUGUUUCAGGUCCGAGUGGGCCACCAGGCAUUCCUGGGACUCCUGGAGUCAAUGGCCCGCCUGGCCUGCCAGGGCCUCCUGGCCCCCCGGGCGCCCCAGGGAUGUUUGAUGGGACAGGCUUCGCUGGCCUCAGCGUGCCAGAUGGAGGGGUCGACGGAGCAGUGCUGGGUCAUGGCAAACCUGGGAAGCCGCAGUACGGCCAAGGGGAACUAUCUGCCCAGAUGGUGCCUGCCUUCACCGCCAUUUUGACCUCGCCAUUUCCAGCCUCAGGAAUGCCAGUAAAAUUUGACAGGACUUUGUACAAUGGGCACAACGGCUAUAACCCAGUGACUGGGAUUUUCACUAGUCCCAUCUCUGGUAUCUACUACUUUGCCUACCAUGUCCACGUUAAAGGAACAAACAUCUGGGUGGCGCUCUAUAAGAACAACGUGCCUGCCACCUAUACCUAUGAUGAAUACAAAAAAGGCUACUUGGACCAAGCUUCUGGGAGUGCUGUGCUUGAACUCAAACAGAACGAUCAGGUCUGGGUCCAAAUGCCUUCGGAUCAAGCCAACGGUUUGUACUCCACUGAAUACAUCCAUUCUUCCUUUUCUGGAUUCCUUCUCUGUCCCACAUAACGGCUGUUGGGCACACCUCCUUUUAUCCACUUUAGCCAUAAACUGUCUUUUUAAAAAAUAAAACAAAAUAAAAAUAAAAAUACAAAAAGCCACUGGGAAGAUGGUGCAGCUGGUGGUGUGGAGCCACUGAGCCAAGCCAAGAAGAUAAUUGGAAGAGAGAUUGUGCUGGUGUUGCUUUCCGUACCAUCUGCAAAUUCAGAAUUUAGUUUACCCCAGUGACUACACAUCAGAAACACAGACGCUAAUAUAAAAUGUAAUCUGAGUCACCUCUUGAGACACAAUAGAAGUCCUAUUGGGGUGAAUUGUCAAAUUGCGGAAUGCUUUGCCUGGGUGCCUUUUACACAAUUCUCAACACAACCGUAAGGCAUCCUAGCAGAGGUCUAUGGAAGCAGAGAUGGCAAGUGGAACUUAUUCCAAAGCCAUUCAGGAACAUGUGCAAUUCCAUGCAAAAACAGGACUCCUUGACGUGUGUGUGACUCCACUGGGCAGUCAGAUGGGUACCUAGCAAUCGCUUGCAUGUCAGUGGCCCACAAAACAUGGUUUCAUGAAAGGCAGAACUUGACUGGGGAAUGAUGGAGUUAUGCUGUCUUGGAAGUGCCAGUUAACUGACAAUUUUCUUCAGGAUGUGUAAACUUUUUGUUGAGGGUGGUCAAAGUACCCAACCCCUAUGAAACUUUUGAUUUUUUUUUAAAAGUAGAGAUCAUUUUAACUUUCUAUUCAGUCGUUUUUACAACGGUGCUAUUCGCUACUUAAUGUUAUUCACAAGUAUAGUGCAAUAUCCAUUGAAAGAGGUGCAAGGUAUUGUGUGCAAAGGUUUCUGUGACUUAGAAAAAGAGUAAUUUUUUUUACCACUUUAUCUCAAUAAUGCUUGAAAUGUCACCCAUUUGACUCUGGGUUAAAUGUUACUCACAGCUUUUGGGAACAAUAGAUAAAACUAUGGCCAUGUGAAUACCUUGGAUGAUUAGGAGCAAUCAAAGCCUUUAUGAAAGCAUUAUAGAGUGCCUUCAUACAUAACAGUAAUGCAUAUCCUCUUAUAUUGCUAAAGAGAGACUUCUUGUCUUGCAGAAACAAUAUGCUGUUUAAGUGACACCACCUACAAAUAUACUCAGAAUCACUUUCUGCAGAGGCCUGUACUGAACAAAAUAGGGCAUGAAUCCAACCCAAGACUAUUCUUUUCAGUCCCAGGAUGCCAAAGAGAUGACUGAAGGGGCUCAAUGUAAUUAUUUUUUAAUGUAAAAUAAGUAACGCCCAAGAAGGAUGGUGGAGAAAGUGAGUCACCUGCUAUUUCAGCUGUGCUGCCCACCAGCAAUUUCUUCCCUUUAACUUAAACUUGUUUGUCUGAUUUAAAGACAACAAAAGUACAGGACCCAAGAUAUCUGAUUCCAUCUGAUGUUUCCUAGAUUCCUGGAGAUGAGGAGAAUGCAAAAGGCACACUUGCUUGCAAGAGUGCCUUUGGUUUCACAUUAGGUCGCAAUAGGCUAAAUUUGAAGGAGAGACAUGUACAUUGCUUUCUCUGCACCUAAUCUUGGAAGGAGCAUUCUAGGAUAAUUAUGCCUUUGAUUCAAGUAUAUUUUCAUGGGGAGAAGAGCUUUGGUGCUUCCAUGCUUUACCAUCAGAGCAAAGAAAAAGUGUUACUAUUUAACAAAGUCACGUUGCUAGAGAUGGGAAAAGUGGUAUUGUCUCUAUAUAUACUCCGGCUACAGCAAAGGACUGCAAAACUCCAGGACCUGCUUCCGAGUUCCGGAUACUUUGUACACCAUUUAUUUAUACUGCGUUUUAAUGCAGACACAAUCUUUUUCCUUUUUCUUUGUAGAUUCAUCACUUGUGCUCUGGCUGGUAAGACAGAACACACUAUUGACAAAAUGAACAUUUAUCUUGAAAUUCAGCAAUAUGAACUCAUUCAGUUCUUAUAGGUAUUGUCUUACAGCCUCAAUAUUCUCUUCUCAUACAGAGCAUAAACAUUCCACAUUUAUAUACUUAAAAAAUGUUUAAAUAGCAUAUGGCAUAUCAGAAAGUGCCAUUGUUACACACACACAACAAUGAAGCACAGGCUGAAGAGGCUGGCAAAUUAUGGGUCAGGUUUUUUACUCAAGGAUUUGGUAACUGAUCUUUGUCUGUGACAAAGGUGGGUCUUGUUUUGUUUUUGUAUUCAAAAGCAUGUUCGAGCUGGGUUUCUGUAAGCAGCACGUUCAGGUUUGGAAGUGAUAUGCAUUACAAUAUGCAUUUCCUUUUUUUAAUGCAUUACAAUAUGCAUUUCCAUUUUAAAAACGCCUCUAAUAUCUUCAUUUCUAACCUAGUAUAUAGAGGGUUUUAAGUUUUGUAAAUACUUAUGUUAUUAUGUGCACUGUUUCAUUGGUUUAAAAUGCACUCUUUGUUUUGUGAUCAAAAACUGGCCUUCACUUCUGAAAUGAAACUACAGUACUUGAUUGUAUUGACUCAACAUCAAUAAAUCUUAUUUUACAAAAAUAGA
This is a messenger RNA of Hemicordylus capensis (graceful crag lizard), 5236 nucleotides long. RefSeq names its product collagen type VIII alpha 2 chain (gene COL8A2). The record is from RefSeq and is a predicted model, not a curated record. The transcript has 5 exons. NCBI's taxonomy places the organism in Eukaryota, Metazoa, Chordata, Lepidosauria, Squamata, Cordylidae. Bases 682 to 2766 code for a protein of 694 amino acids. Gene Ontology annotation, molecular function: protein binding.